AUGUCAUACUUGGCACGGGAGGAUGGCUGUGCAAAAUUGAUCUGCAGAAUUGAUCUGCCAGUUCAGAUGAAGCAGAAAAGGUCCUCUGUAUCUUCAGUUGCACUGAGAAGGCAGCAAGCUCAGGAAGAGGAACUGGGAAUCAGUCACCCGGUGCCCCUGCCCAGUGCCCCUGAGACGUUUGUUAAGAAGAACAGUGGUGGCAGCUCUUGCCUCUUGUUGGAAAACAGCAGCCCUACGCACUCAACGAGUACAGCCAUGACAGCAGCUAGCACACCAUCAGAGGGACGGAUGCUCAUUCAGGACAUCCCUUCCAUCCCCAGCAGAGGGCACUUGGAGAGCACGUCUGAUUUGGUUGUGGACUCCACCUACUACAGCAGUUUUUACCAGCCAUCUCUGUAUCCUUACUAUAACAACCUGUACAACUACUCCCAGUACCAAAUGGCAGUGGCCAGUGAGCCUUCCUCAAGUGAGACAGGGGGUACAAUUGUAGGGUCGGCCAUGAAGAACAGCCUUCGAAGCCUCCCAGCAACAUACAUGCCAAGCCAGUCGGGAAAACAGUGGCAGAUGAAGGGCAUGGAGAGCCGCCACGCCGUCAGCUCCCAGUACCGCAUGUGCUCCUACUACCCACCCGCUUCCUACCUGGGACAGGGGGUUGGCGCUCCCACGUGCCUCCCCCAAAUCCUGACCUCUGAGGACAUCCCCUCCUACUCGGAGUCGAAAGCAAGAGUGUUUUCGCCGCCCACCAGCCAGGACUCCGGCCUGGGGUGCCUGUCCAGCAGCGAGAGCACCAAGGGGGACCUGGAGUGCGAGCCCCCCCCGGAGCCCGGCGCCUUCGCGGUGAGCCCCGUCCUGGAGGGCGGCGAGUAG
Molecule: messenger RNA, 867 nt
Organism: Aptenodytes forsteri (emperor penguin)
Lineage: Eukaryota; Metazoa; Chordata; Aves; Sphenisciformes; Spheniscidae
Gene: DMRT1
Product: doublesex and mab-3 related transcription factor 1
Exons: 5
Coding region: 1-867 (288 amino acids)
Biological process (GO): sex differentiation; regulation of transcription by RNA polymerase II
Cellular component (GO): nucleus
Molecular function (GO): RNA polymerase II cis-regulatory region sequence-specific DNA binding; DNA-binding transcription factor activity, RNA polymerase II-specific
Source: RefSeq, a predicted model, not a curated record